Helobdella robusta is the source of this 3477-nucleotide messenger RNA. RefSeq lists its product as hypothetical. Gene Ontology annotation, biological process: cell projection assembly; plasma membrane organization. The transcript has 10 exons. NCBI's taxonomy places the organism in Eukaryota, Metazoa, Annelida, Clitellata, Rhynchobdellida, Glossiphoniidae. The coding region runs from base 1 to 3477 and encodes 1158 amino acids. The record is from RefSeq and is a predicted model, not a curated record. Gene Ontology annotation, molecular function: phospholipid binding; actin binding. Gene Ontology annotation, cellular component: actin cytoskeleton; cytoplasmic side of plasma membrane.
AUGGAAGAAGUUGAAGAUGAAAGUGGAACAAGGAUGCUGAUAACAAUAAUGAGAAAACAGUGCAGAAAGACAGAGACAGACAGACAGAGAGACCGACAGACAAUGAGACAGACAGACAGACAAAUAGGUGCCACAAACCAGAUCGGAGUAGCUCUGACGAGACUCUGUCUCCGUCAUCGGAACAUCGAGAAGAAACUCGACACCGUCACACAGACAUUCGGCAGUUGUUUCGUUCUACCAAUAGACUCCAGACUAGAUGAGUGGAAGAAGGUAGUGCUUCAAAUCGAAAAAGAACAUUCUAGAGUCAUGACAGCUGUUAAUGUAAUUACUACUUUGAAUGUUACGCAUUUAGAGUCGAAGAAAGCAGCCAGAGAUUACAAAAGAGUCUCUACACUGGCCAGCAAGCUCGAGAAGAAAAAUAAAAAAGAUGCUCAGCAGCUGAAAGAGUUGGAGCAGCUUCAGCUGGACCGCAGAGAAAAGUUAGUGUCUAUGGAGGCUGUUGAGAAGACGUGCGCGAGGAGUGCACUGUUGGAAGAAAGAAAGAGGCAUUGCCACGAAGCCGAGAUUUCCUUGUUAUCAGACCUCGUACACCUCGAAGAAAUAAUGUCCAACUUGGUCAGCCAAUCACACGAUGCCCACAUUCUGCCAACCAAUAGCGAGCAGGUCAUACUCGACAUCACCAAUCAGACCGUACCCGAGGGCUGGAGUUGUCAGCCCCUCAUAGGCUUCCCAAUACCAUCCGACAGUCUGCUGAGUCUGUCGAGCGCUUUCUCCGGCAUUUCUUCAAGGGAUUCUGUUAUUUCCGAUAGUGAUUCCUAUGCUCCCUCCUACCCACUCAACGUCUCUCUCUCUUCUCUACCGGCAUCUCUCUUAAGGUCCCAGAGGGCUGGUGGAGGUUCGGUGCCCCCUUCGGAUCGAAGACCCCCGUUGUACCGACAAUCCAUGUACAACCCUUCUUUUGUUCCGCCGGCGUCACUGAUGACGUCAUCGCAGAGCGGACUCAGCUACUCGCAGCAGCCGCAACAGCAUUUGCCAUCAGCCAGCGUGCCUUCCACCCCCGAAGCCAAACAGAUGGACCAACAAAAACACAAACACCAAUCGAACCAUCCACUCAACCAAAUCAACAUCAACAACCGAGCCAAACCACCGCAACCAACAUCGUCGUCAUCCUCCAACAAACAAACCGGAAAUGACGCAAACAAUGACGUCACCAGCAACCUGCCGCCAUCAUAUUUACGUCGUAAGGGAAGCUUCGGUCGUUCGAUGCAAUCGCCUGCCAAUUCUCUGCCACCAACGUCACCGGCCAUUGGUCAGAAUGUUAACCAAUGGGAGAGCAGUGAUUCAAAAAGGCCUCAGUCAUUGGCUGUCUCUAAUAAGUGCUGGGGCUCAGAUAGACUGGCCUGCAACUUAGCUCCUCCUCUCACCACGUCGUCGUUGUCAUCUUCAUCAACGCUGAAGGACGAUGAUGAUGACGUCGAUUUCGAGGCAAAAAAUGUUAUAAGAAAUAAUUACAUUAAUGAUAAUAAUAACAUCAAUAAUAAUAACUAUAAUAAUAAUAAUAAUAAUUUUGUUGAGAAUAUUGAUGACUACAACAACUACACUAUCAAAAAUGCUGACAGCAACGACAACAACACGAGUGACAGCAACAACAACAACAGCAGUGACAGCAACUCUCUGAGCGAUAAUAGCAGUCUCGAUCAAAACAGUUGCAUAGAAAUAAAAUUGAAUUGUACGAACAGUUUUAGUGAUAACAAUAACGACAACAAUAAUAACAAUAAUAACAAUAACAAUACUGAUGAUGAUGAUAUUGGUGAUAAUUUUUUAAACGAUGAUGACGUGGAGAACGGUACAUUGAAAUUCAAACGUGACAAUGACGUCAUCGCAGCUACGGACGUCAACAACAUCAAUAACAACAGUGUUGAUGACAUCAACAGUUGUAGCAACGCCAACGCAGCUUACAAUUGCAGCAACAACAUCACCACAACCAACAACAACAAUUCUAUCUCAGUGCCUCACUCGCUUCCACAGCAAACAACCCAACAACUGCAAUUCGAUAACAAUCAUUAUCAACAGUUUCAACUACAAAAACAGCAACAACAAUUGAAACAAACACCGCAAAAAAUCUCUAUUUUUUCUGGUAAAAAGUUGUCUCCCAGUCAUAUCAACAACAACAACAACAACAACAACAACAACAACAACAGCGUCACAACAAAUUCAAAAUCGCAACACGAAUACGCGGAACCCGAUUUAUCAGCCAACAAAAAUGGCCAACAACACGUUCUACACGGCAACAACCACAACAAAGCAACUACCAAAAACAAUGUUGGGCCAACAUCGACAACAACUCCUCAACACAUCAACUAUGUUGAUUUUCACUGCCUCCCACCGUCCGUUCGUAUCAGCGAAAUCAACAAACACGAAAUUUACAACAAAAAUCUCAACCCCAACAUUAACAUCGGAACCUCUAGCAACAACAACAACAACAACAACGUCACUGGCAAUCACAUUAAUGUCAGUAGCAGAAAGCCAUCAGGAACCUCACCACAACCUCUCAAACAACUACAUCUUGUCAGUAAGAAGAAUGGAUGGUGUACCAAUCAGCAACAGCAAUCGCAACAACAUCCUCAACAAAAACACCUUCAACAACAGCAACAGAUACAAGUAUUACAAUCAGGAUUUUAUAAUCAGCAACCAUACCAACAAAAAUUGGUGUGCUCUCCAAAUAUGCAACAAAAACGUCAACAACAACUUCAAAAUCAACAACAACAACAACAACAACAUCAACAGCAGCAAAGUAAAACAACAAUUCUACUGAAAUCUUCUCAACACAAACAAAUAUCACCUCAACACCACAUCUACCAACAUCAUCAUCAUCAGCAGCAGCAACAACAGCACAACAACUCAACAAACCAACAAAAUAUUCAACAACAGUAUCUCCUUUCUCCGCAACAACAUCAAAAACAACAACAUUCUCCUCUUCAACACAAACUCUACCAACAAGCGCAACAUCAGCUCCAUCAACUACAACAACAACACCAGCAUCGACAACAGCAGCAGCAACCUAACAGAUCACCCAGACAGUCGCCAGCGUCAAGGAAGUUACUACCCCCACCACCACCUCUGCCGACAUCUCCUUCAAAAUUGAAGCAGCAGCAACAGCAACAACAACAACAAUUGUUGCAACAACAACAACAACAUUGUCCUCAUCAACAACAACAUCAGCAACAAUACUUCCAACAACAAAACAUUGAUUGCCCUUGGGACAUGAGACCUCAGGAACAACAACAACAACAACAACAACAACAACAACAUGUCAACCAAAAUAACAAUUACCCACAACAAUUCUUAUCCGUCGCAACAUACGGCAGUAAUAGUAGUAGUUGUGUUGUUGGCGGGCGUAAUGAUGAUGAUGUUUGCGUUGGGAACGAUGGAACACUACCGAAGGGUUUUGUCAAACAUUGGGAGAACACAGUGUGA